This is a messenger RNA of Coprinopsis cinerea okayama7#130, 1683 nucleotides long. RefSeq lists its product as hypothetical. The transcript has 2 exons. NCBI's taxonomy places the organism in Eukaryota, Fungi, Basidiomycota, Agaricomycetes, Agaricales, Psathyrellaceae. The record is from RefSeq and is a predicted model, not a curated record. The coding region runs from base 1 to 1683 and encodes 560 amino acids.
AUGCUUCCCAGGAUAUUCAAUGUCCUGGUCUUCUCUGGCGACACAUCCUCCAGUGCCAGUGCAAGUUCCCAGAACCACAGUGCUUUCGCGAGAUCUGUCGUACAGAAUAAAGGUCAAGGGCGGGAGUUCGCCAACUAUGUGCGGCACUGUGCCUUUACUUCGUGGAUAGAACCACAGGGCUCAUCCAACGAGGACGACAACACCGAUGAGUUCAACGACAGUGACGGGGACAGCGAAGACGACAGUAACGGCGAUUGUUACAACGAACUUGAAUAUGACGAGUUCUUUGGAGCAUCAAGUUCAUCGUCAAAGGUUAACCGUCGCGACGAAGCGACUGAUCAUGACAUGCACUCCCUUGCGUGGGCUUCCAGGGCCUUCCUCAAAAUCUACUUCGGCUCUCUCCGACACAUGAAAAAUCUCACUUCCCUAUCCUUGUUCGAUACCCCGCUCAUGAUUCCUUCCUUCCUUCAUACCAUCGGUUCCCUUUCCCAGGGCCUCGAAAGCUUGACAGUCCACGAAUGCGCCUUUCUACCCGAUUCCCCAAACGAGAAAGUAUCCGACUGGACCAAACACCGCAGACAGUUUACGAAACUCUCAGACUCAUCGCUCAAGUUGAAGAAAUUGGUCCUCACGACUGACAAUGAACCGAAGGACGACGAGAACUUUGCGAUGAUGAAUCUCCUUUCAGAGUCGAUAUCGCAUUCGCAUUUGGUACACCUUACGACCUGUUUCACUGGCUCAAUUAUGAACAUUCUCGCCACUCCUCUCAUCCCUGCACUCCCUCUCCGACACCUCGACCUACGAUACACGAAGGACGUCCAAAUCACCGCCCGGUUCUUCAAACGAUUACCAAACUUGCGCUCUUUGUCGCUUCCCUUUUCUAAACCGGAUGUCUUCGAUGAUUUGGACCUGUCGCCAGCUCCCGAAACGGAUGGCCCGUCGAUGCUUCCACACCUGACUCACCUUGAGUGCGACGAGUACUUGCUCGAGCGAUUUGUUCCUGGACGCCCUCUCACAUCCAUCCGCAUUCUCAGCUAUAGCGACACUAAUGUGCUGGCCAUUUUGAAUCAGUCUUCAAAGAAUAUCAAACGAGUGAUGGUGCCCUUCGACGCCCGCGUAACCCGGGCGCUAAUGUCUGUUAAUGUGAUGGGCACGCUGAAGUGCCUCGAGUCGUUCACCGUGGACUCCACUUUCUCGGACCACACAGACCCGCCUGCCCGUUCCAUUCUUCCUGAUCCGGGGAUUUUUCUGUUUUGGAGAAACCUGCCGCGCGUCUUCCUGUUCAAAACCGAUACCUCUCCGCCCUGUCGCACGCCAUACGACCUCCCUCAACGCACCCACGGAGAGAAUGACUAUCUGUUUCCCGCCCAUCUCACCUAUCAGUAUUCGCUCAUUUCGGGACUGUCUGAGACGUCACCUCGGAUGGAAAUGGUCGUAGUUAACGAUUGUAUCCGGUGGACAAGGGGGGUAGAGGUGGAUGAGGGGUCAGGGCCAGGUGGAGGGUCGGGAAGGACAAAAAAGGUGUGGAAGUGGCACGUUCAGGUCGACGAACAGUUGGAAAAAGAGAUCGUGGCGGAAUACGUGGAGGGUCGCAUAUUGCAUCUAUUGGAGUUUGAUUAUGAUGGGACUUGGGAGAAGGCUAUGGAGAGGUAUAAAAUUCGACACCCAGAGUUUUCAGAUUGA